AUCUUAACCUCUCUCUCUCUCUCUCCGUCCAUUACUGAGCUCACAAGCUUCUUCAAUGAGUCGCUUUCGCCAGCUCGCUCCGCGUGACGAUAUCCACUCGUGCAAAUAGCCAUUGCUGCUGCUGCUGCUGCUUUGCUUGCUCUUUUCGCUGCUUCGCCUUUCGUGCUUCGAAUCGAUUCCGAGGACCUGCGCUGAUGAUUUGAUUCGACUCCGGAUGGGUUCGCUAGAGGACUGCCUCCCGGUGAAGAGGGAGCCUUCUCUCCGCGCGCAAUCGUCGACCAGAGCGCGAGCUAGAUCGAGGUUCUCGCGGUUCCUGCUCCUCACGAAGCUAGAUUUCCGGAAAUGGAUGUGCGCGGUGGCCGCCUUCCUCUGCAUCGUCGUCAUGUUCCAGAUGUUCCUUCCGUUGGAAAAAUCCCUGGCUCCGUCCAAAUGGAAGGACAUAUAUUAUGGCGAUUUGGCACACUUGGAGGAGACAGGUAGUCUAGAUUUUGGGAAGGACUUCAGAUUCGGAACUCCAAAGGUUUUUGAGAGAUUUCGCAAGGAAGCUAAUGUGUUGAACCGGUCAUACCAUCAUAAUUUGACUCUACGUCGUUAUGGACACCUUAAACCCCAGCUUGCACUGGUUUUCGGUGAUCUUGUGGCUGAUCCGGAGAAGCUACUAAUGGCGACUGUUGCAGCUGCCCUCCAAGAUAUUGGUUAUGAAUUUCAGGUAUUUUCGCUUGAAGAUGGUCCAGUCCGUGAUGUCUGGAAAAGCUUAGGAGCUUCCAUUACGAUCAUUCAGAACUGUGACAAGGCAGACUUCUUUGUUGAUUGGUUAAACUUCAAUGGCAUAAUCAUUAAUUCUCUUGAAGCUACAGAUGUAUUUACCUGUUUUCUGCAGGAGCCUUUCAAGUCUUUGCCUCUCAUAUGGACCAUCCAUGAUGCAGCACUUGCUAUUCGCUUAAGACAGUACAAUUCACAUGGGCAGAUAGAGCUUGCAAAUCAUUGGAAAAGGUCACUCAAUCGUGCCACUGCUGUUGUCUUCUCAAAUUAUGUGCAGCCAAUGAUCUUCUCUGCAUUUGACAGUGGAAACUUUGUAGUUAUUCCUGGUUCUCCAGCUGAAGCAUGGGAAACAAACCCUAUGAUGGCAUCAUACAAAGACAACAUUCAAGACAAUUUGGAUCUUGGACCUAAAGAUAUCAUGAUUGCAAUUGUUGGAAGUCAAUUUUUGUACAAGGGUCUGUGGCUGGAGCAUGCGCUAAUUUUAGAGUCUAUGUUGCCACUUUUAGCUGAUUUCCCAACAGAUAAGGAUUCUAAUUCCCAUCUCAAAAUCAUUAUUCUAAGUGGUUCACUUGGCAAUUACAGCGUGGCUGUGGAGGCCAUUGCGCAUAAUCUGAGAUAUCCUAGCGGAAUUGUGGAGUACAAGGCUGUUGACCAGGAUGCUGACACUGUCUUGAGCAUAGCUGAUCUUGUGAUAUAUGGUUCUUUUCUUGAGGAAGAGUCUUUUCCAGAAAUUCUGGUGAAAGCAAUGUGCUAUGGGAAGCCAAUCAUAGCUCCUGAGCUUGCUGUAAUUAAAAAAUACGUUGAUGAUGGGGUCAAUGGCUAUCUUUUUCCAAAGGAUAAUGUGAAGAUGUUGUCAAAAAUUAUUAGGCACGUUGCCGUGAAAGGAAAAGUGUCUCCUGUGGCUCAUAAUAUUGCUGCGAGAGGAAAGAAUACUGGUAGGGACCUCAUGGUAUCAGAAACUGUUGAAGGGUAUGCAUCAUUACUUCAAGUAGUUCUGAAGCUGCCAUCUGAAGUUGCCCCUCCAAGGGAUGUUUCUGAAUUAUCUCCUAACCAUAAGCAAGAGUGGCAAUGGGAUUUAUUCGAAACCAUACCGAGACCGACGUAUCAGAAGCGAAUUUGGCGGAGUGACCUUUUUCUGGACAAGAUUGAGGAGCGAUGGAACCAUACUCAAAAGGAGAGCUCCAGCUCAAUUAAUGCUGUUGAUGAUACAUUUUCAUAUAGCAUAUGGGAGGAAGAAAAGUAUUUAGAGGUGGCUGCUACUAGAAAGAGAAGGGAGGAGCAGGAGCUAAAAGAUAGAAGUGAUCAACCUCGUGGGACAUGGGAGGAAGUAUAUAAGAGUGCCAAAAAGGCUGAUAGGUUAAAAAAUGAUCUGCACGAAAGGGAUGAACGGGAGCUUGAAAGAACUGGUCAGCCCCUUGGUAUCUAUGAACCUUACUUGGGAGAAGGAAUCUGGCCCUUUCUGCAUGUUUCUUCAAUCUAUCGUGGGAUUGGACUGUCAACCAAAGGGCGAAGACCUGGAGCUGAUGAUAUUGAUGCGCCUUCUCGGCUUCCACUUCUGAAUAAUCCAUAUUAUAGAGAUGCUUUGGGUGACUUUGGGGCCUAUUUCGCAAUUGCAAACAGAAUUGAUCGCAUACACAAGAAUGCUUGGAUAGGCUUCCAAUGUUGGAGGGCAACAGCAAGGAAGGCAUCCUUGUCCGGUGUUGCUGAAAGAGCAUUAUUGGAUGCUAUCCAGACACGUAAGCAUGGGGACACAUUUUACUUUUGGGUGCGGAUGGACCAGGAUCAAAGAAAUCCAUUGCAGCAGGACUUUUGGUCCUUCUGUGACUCCAUUAAUGCUGGAAACUGCAAGUACGCCUUCUCUGAGGCUCUUAAGCGGAUGUACGGCUUAAAACAUGAUUUGGAUGCUUUACCCCCUAUGCCUGUAGAUGGUGACACAUGGUCCGUCAUGAAGAGCUGGGCAUUGCCAACUAGGUCUUUCCUGGAAUUUGUGAUGUUCUCAAGGAUGUUUGUUGACGCAUUGGAUGCACAGAUGUAUGACGAGCAUCAUCAGACAGGACACUGUUAUCUGAGUUUGUCCAAAGACAAGCAUUGCUAUUCGAGAGUGCUGGAGCUACUUGUGAACGUUUGGGCAUUCCACAGUGCGAGGAGAAUGGUAUACGUGGAUCCAGAGACCGGUUUCAUGCAGGAACAGCACAGGUUGCAGGACCGAAGAGGUCGGAUGUGGGUAAAAUGGUUCUCAUAUGACACGCUGAAGAGUAUGGAUGAGGACUAUGCAGAAGAAUACGAUUCCGAUAAACCCAUGAGGUGGUUGUGGCCUUCAACAGGGGAAGUCUUGUGGCAGGGUGUAUAUGAAAGAGAGAGGAACCAAAGACAUAGGCAGAAAGAAAAGAGGAAGCAACUGAGCAAGGAAAAGCUCGGCAGGAUGAAAAAGAGGAAGCGUCAAAAAGUGAUAGGGAAGUAUGUGAAGCCUCUGCCUGAGGAAACAGAUACUUCAAACUCGACAAUGGUUGUCGAGAAGUCUCUAUGAUCAAGUCGAUCAACCAGGUUUAUAGUGAAAAUUCUUUCGUUAGGUACAUGCCCUUGAUUUUCGAUUCUUUUUUUUUUCACCCCAGAAGGAUGCAUCAAUCUGAUAAUUUGCAUGCGAGGUUCUUUUUUUUCUUUUCUGUAUUUUUUGUUCUUUUGUGGCUGUAAAUCCCGCGUCCUUCUGGUAGCUGAUGUGCCCAAUUGGGUAGAUGUGCUCAUAGCCAUUCUUUUCUCAUCAUAGUGGCGUCAAUAGUGACACUGAUAGAUGUACAAACAA
Molecule: messenger RNA, 3562 nt
Organism: Rhodamnia argentea
Lineage: Eukaryota; Viridiplantae; Streptophyta; Magnoliopsida; Myrtales; Myrtaceae
Exons: 14
Coding region: 215-3289 (1024 amino acids)
Molecular function (GO): glycosyltransferase activity
Source: RefSeq, a predicted model, not a curated record